Hypanus sabinus (Atlantic stingray) is the source of this 5828-nucleotide messenger RNA. RefSeq names its product testis expressed 2 (gene tex2). Gene Ontology annotation, molecular function: lipid binding. NCBI's taxonomy places the organism in Eukaryota, Metazoa, Chordata, Chondrichthyes, Myliobatiformes, Dasyatidae. The coding region runs from base 154 to 3534 and encodes 1126 amino acids. Gene Ontology annotation, cellular component: endoplasmic reticulum. The transcript is spliced from 12 exons. The record is from RefSeq and is a predicted model, not a curated record.
GGUUAUUCUGGCAACAUCUCUCCAAAUGUAUUAGUUCUGCCAGCAAGGAGGACAAAAGGGCAGCAGGGAUAUCGGGACACCAUCACCUGAAGAUUCUCCUUCAAGUUAUGCACGUCCUAUUUUAGAGAUCGUGAUACUUAAUGCAGGACUGCAAUGACAAGUCAGAGUGGAAGUCAUGCAGAAAGAGCCAUUUCUAUGUCGUCAACACCAAAAGUGCAGGUUCAGCGCUCUGUUUCCAGAGAGACCAUCACCAUACAUUUUUCUGCUUUUGGUAAGGAAGAGGAGGAGGAAGAGGAAGAAGAAUUUGAAAAUUCUUCAACAGUACUUCAUGAAGAGGUGAAAGACCAAAGUUUUGUGCCAGAGCUUAAAGAAAAAGCAAGUGCAUGUAAACAUGGUGGCCAACUUUUAUCAGUGCCUGCUACCUCAUCAAAUUCAUCAGCAAUAUCAGCUGCAGUGACAUUUUCCAUUCCAUCUUCAGCAUCGACAAUGACCUCUUCGGAAUCGUUAGAAUUGUCAUCUGCAUCAACCACUACCGCUGCGUUGCCAUUGCCAUUACCUUCACUAUUGGGCCAACCGAUGGAUUCCACAAGUUUGUCUUCAGAGGUGAAAGCUACAGUUUCAGCCUCAGGCACUGAUACUCCAUCUCAACAUAUUGUGCCAUCUACUCUCCCAUCAUCUUCCAUGACGAGCACAAAACCAUUUGCAAGUUUGGUAAAAUCUCUUUCAACAGAAGUAGACCCAAAAGAAUCCAAUACCCCUUUAAGGACAAGGGACUUAAUGAAAACACUAGUUAAAUCACUGUCAACAGACACAUCAAAACAAGAGUCAGAAUCUGUUGCAAUUAGGACCUCUGAUUCUCGAAUAAACUUGCAUUUAUUCAAACAGUUUACUCAACCUCGAGUCACAGGAGGAGAUUCUAAGACUGCACCUUCUUCUCCAAUCACCUCUCCAUCGGAAGGUAGGUCAUUUUUCAAAGUAACUGAAGUGGAGGCAAGAAUUGAAGACACUAAAAGGCGUCUUUCAGAGGUUAUUUAUGAACCUUUUCAACUUUUAAGCAAGAUAAUUAGUGAUGAGAGUAGUAGUCUUCGUCAUAGAGCUUUAUCAUCUAGUGCAACAGAACUUUCCACUCUUAGUAGUUUAAAUGGUCAUUUGGAAAGCAACAAUAACUAUAGCAUUAAAGAGGAAGAAUGUGAUUCUGAUGAGGACUACUCAACAAAAGAUUCAAUUCUAUGUAAAAGUAGUUCCAGACUCGCUGAUGAGCCAUCAAAAGAAGGGGACAUGAAAAGCUCAUCUUUGGGGUCCGUGAAAGAAUCUUUUUUGAAGGGAUCUCCCCUAAGUUUAGAUAAAUGCUCUCUAUCUGUACUUGCCAGCAAGGAAGAAAAUGACUAUUGUGAUUUGUUUCUUGAAGCAUUUGAGAUGGAAACUGAAGAAGAGAUUGAGGAUAAACCUGUAGAGCCCUUAAUUGGAGAAGUAAUUAAGGAAGAAAGUGAAAUAUUAAAUCAAGAUGGAAAAGAUUUUGAAGUUCAAUCUGCUGAAGUUCCAUUUAAGAUUUUGUUAUUCUUUACAACGCUUGUAUAUUCCUAUUUAGUGCUGCCUCUUCCAAGUUAUUUAAAUGGACUAUUUCUAGGCAUUAGCUUUGGAUUUAUGAUGGCAAUUGGUGUUGUUUGGCUGUUAGUACCGAGAAAGCCGAGAGACUAUCAACAGUCAUCAAGAAGGAUUUAUUUUGAAUAUCCAACUACAGAACCCUUGGAUAUAAAGGAGCCAGAAAUAUUUAAGGGAUGGAUGAAUGAAAUCUACAAUUAUGAUCCUGAAACCUACCAUGCAACAUUAACACAUUCGGUCUAUAUUCGUCUUGAAGGAUCUGUACUCAGGCUUUCAAAGCCAAAUAAAAAUAUAUCUCGAAGAGCUUCAUUCAAUGAAGCCAGAACUGAAGUCACGUACAUCAGUCAGAAGAUUUAUGAUUUAUCAGAGAGCAAGGUUCAUUUAGUACCAAAAGAUCUGGCUAGGAAAAGAGUAUGGAAUAAAAAAUAUCCAAUUUGCAUUGAACUUGCCAGACAAGAUGAUUUUAUGUCAAAGGCCCAAACAGAAAGAGAAAACGUAGAAGAAAAAAUAUCUGCUGAUAAAGUUGAAACUAUGCUUGAGGAAAUGAAAAAAUCUUCUGGCUCACAAGAUUCUGCAAAGCCAAUUUGCCAGAAGGAUCAAAUUCUGUACCUUUUUGGGAGGACUGGUAGAGAAAAAGAGGAAUGGUUCAGGAAAUUCAUUUUGGCCUCAAAAUCAAAAACUGAUAUUAAACGAUCAGCAAAUCUUGGAGGAGGAGGUGCCUUGCCAGGUUUUGUGCCAUCACACAGUAGAAACAAUAGCCAAUCUGGAAUGUUGACUCAUAGUCGCAACAGCAGUAAAGGAAGCAUUGAAGAAAUUGCAUCACAUUUGAAACAGAAGGAUCUUCUACCUGGCAUACGUCAGAAAAUGCUUCUGGAUUAUGCUGUUUAUAUGGCAAAGUAUAUUCCUGAAGAAAUUUCCAGUCCUAGCUCUAGCCCUAUCCAUAGUGCAGAAGGGAGCCCCACUGCUAAGUUGCCAACCAGUCAAAAUGAGGACACAGAACAACGAGUGGCUUGGGUCAAUGCAUUGCUUGGGCGAAUCUUCUGGGACUUCUUGGGUGAAAAAUAUUGGUCUAACUUGGUAUCUCGGAAGAUCCAGAUGAAACUCAGCAAAAUUAGGCUGCCAUAUUUUAUGAAUGAGCUGACCUUGACUGAACUUGAUAUGGGAGUUGCAAUGCCAAGAAUAUGUCAAGCUUCAAAACCUUGUGUUAAUUACCAGGGACUGUGGAUUGAUCUGGAGAUUUCUUACAAUGGUUCAUUUUUAAUGACCUUGGAAACCAAGAUGAAUCUGACCAAACUGGGAAAGGAAUCUUUGGGGGAAGGAUAUAAAGUAGGCGAUAUUGGCAAAGAGGGGAACAGACCAAAAGCCUACUGCCUCGCUGAUAGUGAUGAGGAGUCCUCAAGUGCUGGAUCUUCAGAUGAAGAAGAUGCACAAGAGGUGUUAGCAGGAGACAAAGUGCUUCCAGCAGCGGCAGAAGGAUACAUGGGGGUGCAUCGACCAAGCAAGAUUAUGAGACUUGUGGAUAAAAUUACAAAGUCAAAGUAUUUUCAGAAAGCUACUGAAACAGAAUUUAUUAAGAAGAAAAUUGAAGAAGUCUCAAAUACUCCGUUACUGUUAACAGUAGAGGUUCAAGAGUGCAAAGGAACACUAGCUGUGAAUAUUCCACCACCACCUACUGACAGAAUAUGGUAUGGUUUUCGAACACCACCCCAUCUGGAGUUAAAAGCGCGUCCCAAGUUGGGAGAACGUGAAGUUACUAUAGCACAUGUAACUGACUGGAUUGAAAAGAAACUUGAACAAGAAUUCCAGAAAAUUUUUGUAAUGCCAAAUAUGGAUGAUGUGUACGUUCCAAUAAUGCAUUCAGCCAUGGAUCCACGUUCAUCCACAGUGUGGCCUUCAAGGGAGACACAGACCGAAUUUGCUGAGCGACAGUAAUGUAUGGAACUUUCGUUUACAGUAUUAUGAAGUUGCUGUUCAUGUGCUUUCAGAUGUGGCGUCUGUCUUUUGGAACCAUUUGUGCCACUAUUGUUUCCAGGAAUACUUGCGAUCUGUUGUACUCGGUAUGUGCAGUUUGCUAAGUGUGUGACAUUUUUCUGUGUUAUUGUUAAACAGCUAAUAUUGUUAUACCCUGUUAAUUUCUUGGCCAUUCCGGGAAAAUAAAAGCCUCAAUAUAUAUAGAGAGACUAUAUGUAACUGUACUUGUAAAUGACUUUUUGGCAUGAAAUGCUUCAGUUUAGUGAGGCCCUCAUGGGCCUGAGAGAAGAUUUCCAGACAUGUGAUUGUAUGGUUGCCUGAGGUAACCUUGAUGCAGCUGCAGAAAUGAUGCAUGAAUGCUUUACUGAGAUUGAGUAUUUAUAAAGUACAGUAUAAUGCAUCACAAAAAUGAUAAAGCUGGUCUGUAAUUGCUAAUUUUAUGUAAUUUCUUAUUGCUUUGUGGUGGUUAAUCAUUCGAAUUGUAUUUGCAACUGCAUCCUCUUUUUCUGAAGGAUUCUGCAGUCCAGCACACAGUUGUUAAGUAUACAGGUGUGAGAAAAAUCAGUUUUAUCCAAUUAUAUCUGGAUGACAUAAUAUCAAUUGUGUGGGAAAUUCUUUUGUCUAUAAAAUGUUAAGUGCUAAUCAAAUGCACAAUAUAAAUGGAUAUACUGCUAUUACCCUAUUCAGGAUAAUUGAAUUAUACAACCCUUUUCAACUGUUAAAAUCUUCAUCUUUAGUUCAUAUGAUCAACAAUUGGCAACCAGCUCCUGAAUUAAUCAACUUUGGUGUGGGUAUUUGUGGGAAAACACUGUAUGAAAGGCAUUGGGAUUAAUAGGUUAUUAUUUUAAAGUUUAAAAUUUUUGCAUUAUAAACUGUUGACCAUUCCUUAGAAUGUCAUAAUGCAUAAAGCAGAAAUACAUCUCUAACCCUUUAGUAAUAUCACAAAUAUAAUCCCUUAAUUCUUAAGUGAUAUAGUUAAUUAUGCUGUAAAAUAGUUGGAUGAGGCAUAUGAGCUGGUGAGCUUGAUGAGAAUUUAUUUCCCCAAAAAGAUUCUUUUACAUGACAGAGAGAUCUCAGAUCAGAGAGACGCUACUGCUUAUCAGAGACAAGUCAACCCAUAGAAUAUGAACAGGUGAUGUAAUGCUGCACCACUUCAAAGCCAUUUUCUUAGCAUUAUAUUGCAACAAUGAAUUUGCUUCAAAAGGCUGCAUGUGCUUAGUCAUUGGCUAAUAGCAGACAAUUGCAGUUGUAUCACUGUUUACUCUUAAGAAGUGGUGCUGUCUGCAAGAAAAUACUUACUAAAUGGGCAAAUGAUAAAAAGCUCUUGCAGCUUUUGUAGUGAUGGAUGGAGUUUGAAAGAAAAUUUAUCCAUUUGUCCAAACUUAAAGGCUUUCUGUUCAAAUCUUUUAACAAAUCUGAAAAUUACAACAUUUUUCUAGGAAACCAUAAGAUGUUACAGAAGCAAAUGUGACUUAAUUAAGAUGUCCAUCAAGUUUUAAAACAAGUUUUCUAUGGCUCCCACAUGUGAGCAUAUAUUUUCUCAUCGUUUUACUUGAGCCUCUUGGUUGUAGCAUUUCUACGUAGUGUUCAAAAAUUUCAUUAUUGUAUUUCAGUGCCAUUAUGUCAGUGAUUAUAAUUUGUUUUGAUUAUUUUGUAUUGUUUCAUUAUGAAUUUCUUGAGCUACUUGUAUGUCAUCCCAAUUGUAGAUUUUCAACGUGUAUAAAUUGCCAUUCACUACAUGAAGUGCAAACUGAUAAUGAAGAAUCCACCACAUGAAGGAUUUGGCAAAUCAUCUUUCAAGAUGAAGUAACUUUGAGAAACUUGACCAUUUGCAGAAUGUUGAAUUAAAACUAAGUAAUAUAUUUUAAGUGUAUAAAAUUGUAUUUUUAAUUUUGUAUAUUUGUUUUAAUUUAGAUCUGCAGAUAAAAUAUGGCUUUGUUUCAAUUGCCAAGAAUACAGUAGCUACACAGUUUUACUGUGUUCCCACAUUCUUGCUUUGCUCUAUUUACUUUAGUAGGCAAUAUUUGCCUGCUGGAAGAAAAUCUCUGCAUGUCUUGUUGUAGUUGGGCCAUUUGGGUGGUCUGAAAUCAGUGUGCAAUAAUAAAUUGAGUCCAAGGACUAAAUGCACUAUGCAUAAAUCAAAAUUAAAUAAAAUUAUAAUUAAACUGUCAUUGUACUUCACAUAAUCAAAUUAACAUUGUGAAGAACUGGCUUGCUAUGUUUUAUUUAAUAAAUUCUUCAUUCUAGCUAAAUAA